AUGACGACAAACACCGGUAUUGCGUGGCCCGGAAGUUCCAACGGCAAGCUGUAUGCCGGAGUUGCCCUCGGUUCGCUCUUGGUCUGGCUACUGUCGACACUAGUCUACAACGUCUACUUCCACCCGCUGCGAAAGUAUCCUGGACCCCUGCUCCAGAGAGCUUCUGGGCUUCCAUGGGCUCUUCGACACAGCGCCGGCGUCCAGGCCUUUCACACGCAGAAACUCCACGAUGCGUACGGACCCGUCGUCCGUAUAGGCCCGAACCACCUGUCGUUCACGGAUCCGAAGGCUUGGAAGGAUAUAUAUGGCCAUCGCGUUGGCAGCGAAAGCCAGUCAACGGAGAUGCCCAAGGCCAAGGUCUUCCUCAACACCCUCAGGGCCUUCCCAUCAUCCAUCAUCAGCGCCGAGCGCGAGGAGCACUCGCGCCUCCGGCGCGCGCUCUCGCACGGAUUCUCAGACAGCUCUAUGAGGCAGCAGGAGCCCACCAUCGUCAAGUACGUCGACCUGCUGCUGGACCGGCUGCACCGGGAGUGCGGCAACGGCGCGCACGAGCUCAACAUGGAGGCCUGGUACAACUGGACGACGUUCGACGUCGUCGGCGACCUCGUCUUCGGCCAGUCGUUCGGCUGCCUUGAGCACACCAGCUACCACCCCUGGAUCCGGUUCAUCAUCGGCAUGGUGCGCACGGGCGCCGUCAUGAUCUCGCUGGGCUACGUCGGCCUGGGCGAGGUCGUGCAGCUGAUGUUCCGGUUUGGGAACCUGGCCGUUGAGAAGAUGCGUCGGUAUAUCGACGAUAUGCUGCGCUCGCGGCUGGAGAUGGGGAAGCCGCGCGAUGAUCUGUUCGAGGGGCUUGUCAAGAGACGUGAGGAUUGGAACUUGUCGUUUGACAAACUCACGGCCAAUGCCUUCGUGCUCGUCCUCGCCGGAUCCGAGACCACGGCAACGACCUGUGAGUACCACUUCAUCUCCCGAGACACGAGUCAGAACUGCCGGAAAUUCACCGCGUAUCCUCAAAGAGCACUUGCUAACCCGGAUGACGCAGUGUCCGGGGCGACGUAUCUGCUACUGUCUCAUCCAGAUAUCCACGAGAAGCUCAAGCAGGAAGUCCGCUCAACUUUCAGCAAUGCGGGCGAAAUCACCAUGAACACGGUCAACAGCCUCUCGUACAUGCUAUCGACUCUCAGCGAGUCGCUGCGGCUAUAUCCUCCCGUCACCUCCAACCUGGUCCGAGUAGUCCCCUCCGGAGGCGCGCUGAUCGCUGACAGUUUUGUCCCUGGUGGUACAUAUGUGGAAGUCCAGCACUGGUCCACGAACCACAGCAAAGACAACUGGGCAGACCCGUGGGCUUUCCGACCAGAGCGGUUCCUGGCCUCGACCGAAGAAGCGCGACUGGCCGGCGAUAAGCUGGAUGCUCUUCAGGCGUUUAGUAUUGGGCCUAGGAACUGUAUCGGACGCAACCUGGCCUAUGCCGAGAUGCGUCUCAUCCUCGCCCGCAUCGUGUAUGACUUUGAUCUCACGCUCGCCGACGACAGCAAGGACUGGAUCGAGAGGCAGAAGACGUAUGCCCUCUGGGACAGGAUCCCUCUUAAUGUCUACUUGACUCCGGCCCAAGGUGGUUCUAAGGCAUAG
This is a messenger RNA of Anthostomella pinea, 1629 nucleotides long. Lineage: Eukaryota; Fungi; Ascomycota; Sordariomycetes; Xylariales; Xylariaceae. The record is from the annotation of a GenBank genome assembly.